AUGUCGAUGAAGAUUUUCGUAGUAGCUGCCCUCGUGGCUUGCGCCAGUGCCGGCCUAGUACCCGCCGACGUCGAAAUCACGACCGUCACCCCGGAGGACUUUGACCAUCAUCCCCAAUACUCGUUCAACUACGGAGUCUCCGACCCUCUGAGCGGCGACCACAAGAGCCAAGAAGAGACUCGUGACGGCGACAAAGUCAAGGGCAGCUAUUCCCUCAUCGACGCCGAUGGCACCAAACGCACCGUCGACUACACGGCCGACGACGUCAACGGAUUCAACGCCGUCGUCCGCAGAGAAGCCGCCGUGGCCGUAGCUGCCCCAGUCGUCAACACCGUCGUCCCGUCGUUGGUCAAGACCAUCUCUCCAGUCGUCCACACCUACCCUGCAGCUCCAGUAGUCUCUUACUCUUCUCCCAUCGUCCACAGAUAUGCCCAUAUUGCCCCAGCUUAUACCUACUCCCACGGUCAACUUGCCCAAGUCUACUAUUAA
Messenger RNA from Trichogramma pretiosum, 489 nucleotides. RefSeq names its product larval cuticle protein A2B-like. NCBI's taxonomy places the organism in Eukaryota, Metazoa, Arthropoda, Insecta, Hymenoptera, Trichogrammatidae. The transcript has 3 exons. The record is from RefSeq and is a predicted model, not a curated record. Gene Ontology annotation, cellular component: extracellular matrix. The coding region runs from base 1 to 489 and encodes 162 amino acids.